This is a messenger RNA of Lentinula edodes (shiitake mushroom), 1143 nucleotides long. RefSeq names its product BNR/Asp-box repeat protein. The record is from RefSeq and is a predicted model, not a curated record. Lineage: Eukaryota; Fungi; Basidiomycota; Agaricomycetes; Agaricales; Omphalotaceae. The transcript is spliced from 2 exons. The coding region runs from base 1 to 1143 and encodes 380 amino acids.
AUGCUCCUGCUAGCAAUAUUUCUAGCAUCUUUUGUUAUUGCACAUCCCACCCCCGAAUUCAUUGCACAUCGAGCUCCGAAAGUACUGGAGGAAGUCACGAUUUUCGUACCGCCCUCAACCUACACCAUCCCCAGAACUCUCUACGCACGUACCCUUCUCCUGGAAACAGACGGGGAUGAGACAGAUGUCCUAUUAGCAACUUGGGAAAACUAUUCCCCCGAACCUCCAUAUUUCCCGAUAUUCCAAUCUACGGACAGUGGCUCGACGUGGACUGAAAUAUCACGAGUAACAGAUCAGGUCAAUGGAUGGGGUUUGCGGUAUCAACCGUUCUUGUAUGAGCUCCCCAGCGAGUUCGGAGGGUUCCCCGCUGGUGCGAUUCUAUGUGCGGGUAAUUCGAUUCCUGCGGAUUUAUCUGCGACCCAAAUUGAUUUGUAUGCAAGCACGGAUAAAGGACUCACUUGGACAUUUGUAUCUCAUAUCGCAAGCGGGGGUGUUGCAGAACCUGUGAACGGCGAUACUCCUGUCUGGGAACCAUUCCUCAUGCUCUACCAAGACGAAAUGAUCGUGUAUUACUCUGACCAACGUGAUCCUGAUUUUGGGCAGAAGCUAGUCCACCAAACCUCUGCGGAUCUGUUGACUUGGGAAGCUGCGGUAAACGACGUUGCCUACGAUGUCUUCGACGAUCGGCCAGGAAUGACCACUGUUGCUCUUCUACCAAAUGGUUCAUACAUCAUGACCUACGAAUUUUUCGGAGCUCCUGAAGCAUCGUUCGCUGUUUACUACCGCAUCUCGGACGAUCCUACCGCGUUUGACUCGGUGCCUGGGCAAGUACUUCGAGCAACAGAUGGAACGAUACCUACUAGCUCUCCGUACAUCACUUGGAGCUCAGUCGGGGGUGCAAAUGGCAUUCUCGCUGUAAGUGCCAACAGCGACUCUGCUGUUUAUCUGAACCAAUGUCUCGGUGCUCCGAAUGCAUGGACGCGAGUGUCCACGCCAGAAAGUGCAUCAUACAAUCGCAAUCUGCGCGUACUUCCAGAUGGCACAUUACUCAUCACUGGUGCGGGUGUACUGAGUGGAACAGCUAAUUCUGUGACUACGAGCAGUAUCAAUCUGAAUACUGUAACACUUGCUUCCUGCAAUUAG